Messenger RNA from Zea mays, 655 nucleotides. RefSeq lists its product as uncharacterized. The coding region runs from base 107 to 328 and encodes 73 amino acids. NCBI's taxonomy places the organism in Eukaryota, Viridiplantae, Streptophyta, Magnoliopsida, Poales, Poaceae. The transcript has 4 exons. The record is from RefSeq and is marked validated.
ACUCCCACUAGAUUCAGGUGAGCUCAUCGAUAGGUGCUCUCACGCCAUUCACCAAGCCCGGCCGGCCGGCAGCUCCCUUGGUACUUUGGUAGCGCGUCUAACGGCCAUGGCGAAGCUUGCUGCGCAGCUCAAGAUCAAGUUCUUUGGCCUCGUCGGCCGCAUCGCUAGCUGCGGCCGCGCCGGCGCCGGCGCCGCUUACAAGGAUGCCGCUGGUGCGACGACAGAGACCACGUCAGUGGCAACUCAGCCUGUUGAGAUCAGGUCAAGGGGAGGUGCUCCGCGCGUGGAUGGAGGGGCCAAGGGCCAUAUCAACAGCGACCCCAUCUAGAGGAGGAGGAGGAAGAGGAGAAGAAGAAGCUCAUGGCCAAGACGGUGCUUGGACAUCAUCAUCCAGAGGAGUAGAAGCUUAGUUAAUUACCUGCCUGAAUGAACUGAACUGAAGCUGUAGUAAUGUAAACGGAAACCAUUCGCCGUUGCCUGUGCUAUUCUCCCAUGCAUGUUUUACCAUAUCCUUUUCACCUUUCCUAGUGUCUGUUAUGCUUGCUAUGUCUCCUACUUUCAAGCUCUGAUGUGUUAAUGGUGUGGUAACACACAAUUUUCUGAUUAGAGAGCAGCCUUUUGCUUAUCAUCAAAUAAAUCCAAGCCUGCAGUGAAA